Messenger RNA from Cyprinus carpio (common carp), 740 nucleotides. RefSeq lists its product as uncharacterized. Gene Ontology annotation, cellular component: nucleus; nucleoplasm; cytosol. Gene Ontology annotation, molecular function: tRNA binding. NCBI's taxonomy places the organism in Eukaryota, Metazoa, Chordata, Actinopteri, Cypriniformes, Cyprinidae. Gene Ontology annotation, biological process: tRNA N1-guanine methylation. The record is from RefSeq and is a predicted model, not a curated record.
AUGGCCACCGAUAUGGCCGAUAAACCUGCUGUGCAGGAGAGCAGCCAUGAAUGUGCAAACAGUGAAAAUGAGACUUUACAGACUGGAGAAACUGAAACACUGUCUAAAAGACAAAAGAAGAGCCUUCUCAAGAAUCAACAAUGGGAAGAACAGAGAGAACUUCGCAAACAGAAGCGUAAAGAGAGAAAACAACAGAGGAAACUCGAGAGACAAGCGCAGGCUGAAGAUGGAGUGGAGUGGACAGGAAAGAAGCGUUUGCGCAGGUUGGCAGAGCCCAGCUCUCUCAGGCUGGUCAUAGACUGCAGCUUUGAUAACCUCAUGUUGCUCAAAAUAAGACGAAGGUGCUGCAAGGUGCUGGCCGUCAAUCAUGUUUUUGAAAUCAUUCUAGCAUUCCUGGAGAAACGAGACUGGCAGGAUGCUUUCUUUACCGUUCUGCCACAGAGGAAGGGAGCUGUGCCAGUGGGCCAAGAGAACAAGCUCGGAGAGGGGAAUGACGAGGAAGACUCUGAUGAAGACUCAGACACAGAACACCCAAUCGCAGAAAAGAGAACGGACUCAAAGGACCAAUCAGAAAGCAAAGAGGAAGAACACAAACCUGUGCUAAUUCAGUCAGAUUCCAUUGAGCGAAACACAGCGUAGAGAUGUGUCAUGUUUAAGCUGUUUCAUCUUUUUGGCAACUUUUUAACUGGUUGUGCUCCGAUUUCUCAGUUUGAAAUCCUCCAUGCAGUGGUUUGUAUUUG